Molecule: messenger RNA, 2026 nt
Organism: Schistocerca cancellata (South American locust)
Lineage: Eukaryota; Metazoa; Arthropoda; Insecta; Orthoptera; Acrididae
Product: long-chain fatty acid transport protein 4-like
Exons: 11
Coding region: 32-1978 (648 amino acids)
Biological process (GO): triglyceride homeostasis
Cellular component (GO): endoplasmic reticulum
Molecular function (GO): long-chain fatty acid transmembrane transporter activity; long-chain fatty acid-CoA ligase activity
Source: RefSeq, a predicted model, not a curated record
CAGUCAGUGUGCCCUCUGCCGGCGGCGAGCAAUGAUGCAGGGGGAGUGGCGCGUGGUUCCCGUAUUGGCGGCGCUGGGCGCGACCGCGAUCGUCGUGUGCUCCAGCUGGCCGCUGGCGAUGCACCUGUUGCUGCGCGCGGCCGCCGUGGCCGUGCUGGGGCUGUCCGUGGCCUACCACAGGCGUCUCAGGGUCAUCCUCACCGUGCUGCCCAGGGACCUCAGGGGCAUGUAUCGCUUCGUCCUAAUGCAGAUUCAAACGAAGAGGAUGAUGAGGAACAACUGCUCUGUCGUUUCGGAAUUCGACGCACUUGUUCAGAAGCAUCCAGAUAAGCCGUGUUUCAUGUUCCAAGACUCUGUGUGGACCUACAAUGAUCUGCACAAGUAUAGUCUGAAGGUGGCGAAUGCGCUGGAGGCGGAGGGUUACCACAAAGGGGACGUGGUGGCGCUGAUGCUGGGUAACUGCGUGGAGUACGUGGGACUGUGGCUGGGCAUGGCGCGGAUCGGGCUCGUCACCGCCCUCAUCAAUCACAAUCUGAGGAAGCAGUCCCUGCUGCACACGCUCAAGGUCUGCGCGGCCAGAGCCGUUAUCUUUGGAGAUGAAUUCGCUUCUGCUAUAGAAGAGAUAAGAUCAUUACUUGAUCCAUCAUUGGUAUAUUUCCAGUUGAACUGUAAAGGCAAUGAAACAUCUGACUUCAAGAAUCUCGAUGCCUUAAUAUCGUCAGCUCCUGUUAGUCUGCCAUCUGCUGAACCACCAAAAUUUCAAGACCAGUUACUCUACAUAUACACAUCUGGAACCACAGGGCUACCAAAAGCAGCAAUGAUGCCACACUCAAGGUUUUUGUUGGUUGGAGCAGCAACUCGAAGUAUGCUAGACCUGAGAGAUGAUGAUGUCUUCUACACUCCUCUGCCCCUGUAUCAUACUGCAGGCUGUGUAAUUGGAGCUGGAUGUGCCCUAGUUAAUGGUGUUCCUUGUGUCAUCAGAAAAAAAUUCUCUGCUUCUUCUUACUGGAGUGACUGCAUACAUUAUAAGUGUACUAUUGGCCAGUACAUAGGAGAACUGUGCCGUUAUCUCUUAUCAGUGCCACCUAAACCAGAAGACAAAUCUCAUAAGGUGAGAAUUAUGCUUGGAAAUGGCAUGAGACGAAAUAUUUGGAAGACUUUUGUAGAUCGUUUUAAUAUUAAGGACAUCAGAGAACUUUAUGGAGCAACAGAAGGAAAUACAAAUCUAGUAAAUCUUGACAACAAAAUAGGAGCAGUAGGUUUUCUGCCUCAGAUCCUUCCAGAAAAGUUGUUCCCAGUGGCUUUAAUCAAAGUAGAUGAAGAGACACAUGAAGUUAUAAGGGAUAAAAAUGGAUUAUGCCAGAAGUGUUCAUAUGGAGAACCAGGAAUAGUGGUUGGCAAAAUAAUAACCGGUGAUGAGACACGCCAGUUUUACGGCUAUGUUGAUAAAGAAGAGUCAAGAAAGAAAAUACUUCAUGAUGUGUUCAAGAAAGGAGAUAGAGCAUUCUUCUCUGGAGAUGUUAUGGUAAUGGAUGAGUAUGGGUACCUUUAUUUUAAAGACAGAAUUGGAGACACCUUCAGGUGGAAAGGGGAAAAUGUAGCAACUGCUGAAGUGGAAACUAUUAUCAGCAACUUAACUGGCUACCAUAACAUCACUGUAUAUGGUGUUGAGGUACCUGGUGCAGAAGGCAGGGCAGGAAUGGCAGCUCUUGAAGAUCCAGAUCGGAAAAUAGAUCUAAAGAAGUUAGCGGAAGGUCUCGCUACAAAUCUUCCACAUUAUGCCCGUCCUAUGUUUUUGCGAGUUGUGAAAAGUCUGGAACUUACAGGGACUUUCAAAAUAAAGAAAACUACAAUCCAGAAAGAAGGUUUUGAUCCUGCUUUAAUUAAAGAUGAUUUGUAUUUUCAUGAUGGAAAAGAAUUUGUUCCUCUUACUCAAGAACUUUAUAACAAAAUUGUAAGUGGGAAGUUCAGGUUGUGAUAAAUACAUUUUGCAUGUGGUCUGCUGUAGUCAGAUCUGGAACAAAGA